GUUUCUUUGAAGCUUGAAAAGAGUGCACAGAAAACUAUGGCUUCCGCCACUGGGAUUCCGGAGAAUGUAUAUGCGGCGCGGGGUGUCAGUGAGGAGGAACCGCUGCUGGGAAGGAGAGGCGAUGCGAGCCAGACGGAGGGGGGGAACAUUCUUUUGAAUCUCUGGAUAGGCACUGCACCUAUCGCUCAGGCAGGCAUCUGGAUCCUCGCAGCCAUAGUCUGGGGUGCCAUCCUCUCCCAAAAACUCAUCAUCUUCUCUCCCCACCCACUCCUUAACUCCGCAGGCCUUUUGCUCAUAAUUCAAGCCGCCCUCAUCCUCCAGCCAACCCACACUCCCGAGCAGAAACGCACUGGUACCCUCAUCCACGCCUCCCUCCACUUGGUCGCACUCUCCUCCCUCCUCUCGGGCCUUGUCAUCAUUGAGAUCAGCAAACGCGACUCCCCACACGGCCACUUCGCCUCCCCCCACGCCAUCCUUGGCCUGACCUUCUACAUUCUCGUUCUCAUUCAAGCACUUGUGGGGUUCACGCAAUACUUCACGCCCAAUCUGUAUGGGGGCGAGGAGCGCGCUAAGAGGGUAUACAAGUAUCACAGGUUGGCGGGAUACGUAAUUGCGACGUUGGGCCUCGCGACGGUGUGUGCAGCCAGCUGGACAGAGUAUGGGGGUAAAGUGGCGGGGAUUCAGCAUUGGGCGGUGAUUGUGGCGAGUGUGCUUGUGUUGGCGGGCGUGUUGCCCAGGGUGCGGUUGAGUAAGUUUGGGUUGACGCGCGCGGGGUCGUAAGGGGUGUUAAGGCGGGUGGUUAGGAGGUGAAUCAUGGUGUUGUUGUCAGAAGAACAUGGAGUUGUUGGUGUUGGUGUCGACGUUCAUGGCGGAUAAGGACGUGACUUACAGGUUCCGGGUAUACUUAUAGCUGCGGUGCAGUAAUAAUCGUCGCCGAAGCUCUCUCCAUGUCAAGAUUGUUGCUAGCCUUAACGCAGCAGGGAGGUUCUAUCUCCACAGACUUUAGCAAUGCCUUUACACGGUGCCCGUUUUGUU
Molecule: messenger RNA, 1035 nt
Organism: Westerdykella ornata
Lineage: Eukaryota; Fungi; Ascomycota; Dothideomycetes; Pleosporales; Sporormiaceae
Exons: 4
Coding region: 37-780 (247 amino acids)
Molecular function (GO): transmembrane monodehydroascorbate reductase activity
Source: RefSeq, a predicted model, not a curated record